CACCCUACACACCAAUUCAAGCACACCAGCUGAUUAAACAGCAGCAGAUUCCACUGCACCAAUCAACGCCGAAAGCACAUCAUCAACUUAUUAUCCAGCAGCAGAUCCAACACAGACAGCAACUGCAGCCUCUCGCUCUUCAGGCCCAGGCUUCUGACCCUCCACAGUCUCAGCACUGCCUGCCAAUCCAACCCCACAGUCAAUCGCUAAUCCAGGCCUCUUCCCAAUCGCCUCACUGUAUAUCAACCCAGGCCCAUAGCCAACCAUUGAGCCAACCUUCAGCUCACUCUCAUCCUCAGAGCCAGCAGCAGACGGUUGUGGUCUCUCCAGUACCCUCUCAGUCGCCGCCGAGCCCACCAGCAUCUACAAUCAUCAUCCAGCCGCAGGCACUAAUACAGACGCAGUCUCACAGCCUGGUUCACACGCAUCUGCCGUUGGGCUCCAGCCAGCAGCCAACCUCACCUCAUGUGCCACCAAGCCAACAGCCACAGCCAGCGCACAUACUGCCUGCCCAUCGCUCACCGGUCGCUCAGAUUGGGCCUUUGCGACAGUCAAGUCCAGUGACAACGCACUUAUCUACUCCACCCCAGCAGCAACAUCCAACGCUGGUGUCACCUUUGCAAGAAGUUCCGUCAACGGCCCCAGGUCACCUCCAGCGGCUGCCGUUGCAGUCAGUGCAGAACCUGACGGUACCAUCAGACAUUGUUUCCUCCACUCAAGUGCUACCACAGACUGUUCUACAUUCACGGGAACAACUCCCUGCUGCCCAGGCUCUGAUUCAAAUGCCCUUCCAGGCUCUUCCCCCACCCCAGACCAUUGCUGUUAAUCUUCAAGUCCAGCCUUCAGCUCCAGUGGAUGCGCCACUGGUCUACCCUGUGGAAGACCACGAGAUGAGGGAGGACCAGGAAGAAUGCUAUGCAACACACAGACCAGUUUCAACACCUCCCUCUGAGUCCGAAUCCUCUAUCUCCACAGCACAAGGAGAAGCUCUGUCAGCUGUGGACAUUUGCCAAGGUCAG
Rhincodon typus (whale shark) is the source of this 1019-nucleotide messenger RNA. RefSeq names its product polyhomeotic-like protein 3. The annotation marks the transcript as partial. The record is from RefSeq and is a predicted model, not a curated record. Lineage: Eukaryota; Metazoa; Chordata; Chondrichthyes; Orectolobiformes; Rhincodontidae. The transcript has 2 exons.